GCAGGAAUGUGUGGAGGAGCUGGAAAAAGAGAGACAGAGAGGAUCUAGAGGAGGAGGAGGAGGAGGGAUUCAACGCCUUAUCUUCCGCUUACUGUCACAUAUCUGAAGGGUCGACGUGUUCAUAUACCUCCUCGUUCAUUCACCUCCUCCCCCCCCCCCCCAGCCCCGCCUCGAGCAGCAGCAGCAGCACACCUGAGACCUGAGACCACGGAGCGGCAGCAGCAGGUAAAGGUGAGGAAGGAGGGCGGAGGUGGCGGGUUGUGGUGGUCUGGUGGAGGUUCUGCGACUCUGAAAAGUAUCUAAACUUUCCUGUGUGCUAUCAGCGACUUUGACGCAUUUACGGUGCUGAAAAAAAAAUUGGAUAAAAUGGUGCAAUGACCUGCAAAACGGUCCACAGGCAGGAUUAUCACUACCACAGAGAUAAACCGGCAGCAUGGGUGAGGCACCGGUCAGUGAAGAUGGUACAGUGACUAGAUCAGCAGAGUAUGUGGGCUCCUUCCCUGUGGACGACCGCUGCUUGGAUGAUCAGAUAGAGAGACUGCACACUCAGCUGAAGUCCCUUAGAAAAUGUAAAAGAAGGAAGUCUGUGUCCCUAAAAUUCUCCAGCAAAGGUGUGAAAAUGUAUAAUGAGGAUGAAACGACUCUCCUGAUGGCUCACGCUCUGCGUAGAGUCUCUCUGUCCACCGCCCGGCCCAUCGAUGCCCAGUUUGCCUUUGUCUCCCACAACCCGGGCAGCACUGAUGCCCAGCUGUACUGCCAUGUCUUCCAAGCCAGGCACUCCAGAGCAGCACAGUUCCUGAAUCUGCUGCUUUGCCGCUGUUUCCAGCUGUCUUACUUAGACAAGCACCCAGAGGAGGCCCAGGAAAAAUCCGUUGGCUCACUGCCUCGCCGCAACCCCUCCCUGCUCAACCACGGCUUCCCUCUGAGCGUCAGCGCCCUGGUGUCCUUCAGACGAGCCCCUUUUCUCGGGUUGUUUCCAGGGACUAAGAAGAAUCACAAGUCUUCCGAUGAACUGACCAGCAGUCAAGAUGAAGUCUUCCCCACCUCCUCCCCCUCCCUGGUGCGCAAGAAAGCCAUGCGCGCUAAAGGGAUAUGCUCCGGGGCUUACCGCUCCUUCACCUUCACACCACUCAAACAGCGCAUUGCUCAGGAGCGACUGAAUGCGUCACAAGGAAAGGACCAAGACAAGGCGCCGGCGAAGAGAUCCCGCGCUCCGAGCCUGGCCGAAUCAGAAGAAGCACUGGCUCAAGCAGUCUGGUGUUGGGAUGGUAUCGCAACUGACAGCAGCUACUCCCUGCUUGCAGACGAUGUGCUGGGAUCGUACCUCCUGUGCCCACAUCCCAAAAAAAACAAAUGUGGCUCUAUCAUCAUUCGAUUCCCCACUGGCCUCAUCACCCACCUCAUCGAAAACACCCGUAAAGGGAAAUUCCUGCUGGAGAAAUGCAAGACUGAAUUCAGUUCCAUAGCAGAGCUGAUUGACCACUACACAGCGACUCGGAAUGAGCUGACGUGUCGGCUGAGCUGCGCCCGGGUAAACCACUGUUACGAGUGGGAGGAAAACACCAGCAAACCACAGCCUCUCAAGAGCCUGAACAAAGCCAAAAUGAAAAGUACCCACAGAAAGGACUGGGUUUAAACCCUGGACGCUGGAACUUGUGGACUGCCAACCUAAGAAUAAGUGUCAUCUUUUUUUUUUAUUUUGCACAUAUAUCAUCUCUUACCCUUAAAUCACAUUUGGUGUUUUUUGGAAGUUACUGUAUACAAUGCACUUAUUAACAGUAUUGGCACUGUAUAUAGUGCACAAGACAUUUCAUCAGAGGGUACUUAUUUGUAAAGUGUAAUAUUUUGUGCUCGCUGCUUUUUAAGUUUUUCAAUAUAAUCUUUUUAAAAAUAUUUUUUAUUUGUGCCUAUGAGGCACCAGAGGAGUUUAUUUGUCUUUUAAAGACAUAAAACGUAACAAAUUGAAACUGUGGAGUGUUUUAAUCACCCAGAUUGUUGCACCUGAUGGCAAAGCCACAUUUUUUUCUUGCAUUGUAAAGAUGUUGCACAAAUAUAUCUGAUAAAAUUUUAUUAUUCCUUGAAUUUUAAUCUUGCUUGCACAUUAGUCUUUGUGUUAAGACAUUACAUCUGGAGGAUAUGUAAGCAGUAAUCCUAUACACGAUGAUGUGUCCUGGUAUAAGAAAAUAUGACCAAGACACCAAAUAUUUUCUAUAUCUUGACACCUCCAUUUAUUGGUGCACUUAUAUCAUGACCGCUAAGAAGAGACAUGUUCAAACUCUCUGUUUAACGUUUGUGUGCAGUCACGGUUUACUGGUAAUUUUAACUGGUAAUGUUUGUUUAAAAACACUGCACAAGGUAUAUUAAACUGCAUACAGUGGUAUGACGUCUUUAUCAUAAGAUUUUCUGUGAUAUUGUUUUUCUAAUCCAAGAGGCUGCAUUACAAUUUAAGUAACUGAUUUGAGUAUUUUGUACCAUCUUUUCUACAUUAGGCCAACAAACAGUUUUCAUAUUGUUCACCGCUGUUUGAGAUUAAACGUCAGGUGUUCUCUGUUUUCAACCUUACAUCCU
Molecule: messenger RNA, 2568 nt
Organism: Sebastes umbrosus (honeycomb rockfish)
Lineage: Eukaryota; Metazoa; Chordata; Actinopteri; Perciformes; Sebastidae
Gene: sh2d5
Product: SH2 domain containing 5
Exons: 11
Coding region: 434-1636 (400 amino acids)
Cellular component (GO): postsynaptic density
Source: RefSeq, a predicted model, not a curated record